CUCUCAGGAGGCUGGAUUAGCCACACGUUGUGGUGAACCAGGAUAAAAUUCGGUGUGCUCCUUCCUUACGCUCUUUACUUUAACGCUCUCAUUUUUAAUUUCCUGCGAUUUUGUUUCAAACUCUAUUCGCCCCCCCUCUAGCGUUGGGCCUUUAUUCUAACAAUUGGUAUCAUAGCCUUACUCUUUGAAAGACUUAACCGUUUGAGAGAAACGAUCAAUGGCUUCUACUCAAAGUUCAUACGCAGGUUUAGGUGAAGGGCAAUCCACCACGAGGCCUCCGUUGUUUGACGGAACGAACUACACCUAUUGGAAGGAGCGGAUGAGGAUAUACAUCCAAUCCACCAACUUUCUCCUAUGGAGAACUAUCAAGAAUGGUGAAGACGUGCCUAUGAAGAAGGUCGGGGAAACCAAUGUUCCUAAGACCGAAAAUGAGUAUGAUGCACAAGACAUCAAGAAAGUGGAGAACAAUGCCAAGGCCAUCAACAUCAUCUAUUGUGCCGUUAACCCGGAUGACUAUCGGAAGAUUUCUUGUUGUUCCACCGCCAAGGAAAUGUGGGACAAAUCAGAAAUCACCUACGAAGGUACAGAUCAAGUCCGAGAAGCUAAAAUUGAUUUUCUAACCCAUGAAUAUGAAUUGUUUCGUAUGAAGGAGAAUGAGAAAUUCGAUGAGAUGUUUGAACGAUUUUCCGAAAUCGUCAAUGAUCUCCAUGCUCUCAAGAAGACGUAUACGGACAAGGAGCUUGUGAGAAAAAUCCUGCGGAGUCUCACACCGGAAUGGUGUUCCAAAGCCGAUGCCAUCCAAGAGUCCAUCGGCAUCACCAACGUCACCAUCGACGGGCUUAAAGGUAACCUCAAAACCUAUGAGUCUACCAUUUUAUUCCCUUCUUUAGGUGAACAAAAGAAGAAGGGGAUUGCACUCAAGGCUUCCUCAAGUCAAGAACCUACCAUGGAGGAAUCAAGCGAUGAAGACAACGAGUUAGGGCUCGUUAUCAAAAAGUUCCACAAGUUCAUGCGUAAGGAGUAUGAACGGAAGGGCAAGAAGCAUGGAGGACCACCCAAGUGCUAUGGGUGUGGAGAAGUUGGGCACAUCAAACCAAAAUGCCCAAAUGCCAAGAAUGAGAAGGAGAAGAAAUCAUUCAAGAAGCACCAAGCGUACAUCUCUUAGGGAGGUGAUUCCGGCGACGAGUCAUCGGAAGGCGAAGAAAAUGAAAGUGCCAACCUUUGCCUCAUGGCACACGAGGAACCAUCGGAAGAGGUAUGUACCACUUCUAAAGAUUCCUAUACCGUUGAUGAUGUACAAGAAGCUUUUAAUGAACUUUAUGAUGAAUA
This is a messenger RNA of Cuscuta campestris, 1329 nucleotides long. The record is from the annotation of a GenBank genome assembly. NCBI's taxonomy places the organism in Eukaryota, Viridiplantae, Streptophyta, Magnoliopsida, Solanales, Convolvulaceae.